AUGGUUACAGGUGGUGAAGACGAAAAGAUCGCUCAACGUGUUCUGCGUUUGACAGAUAUUGCCGGAGAACCGAGUGAAUUUCUUAUGCCCAUCAGUGGUUAUGAGAAAAUGCCACUUGUUUCGCUUGAAGAAGCGGUUGAACCACUUGUGUCAAUUUUACCAGUAGUUAAAAGCUACGCACAUGCAGCCAAACAAAAAUGCAAGAAGCCAGCUGAUAAUUUGACACCAGAUGAGUCGGCUUCAAUAAUGCUCUAUUCAAUGGGAUGGGAGCCGCUGGAAGAAUGUCUUUAUUUUGCUUUAAAUGCUACGCUACGGUCAACAAAUCGAGCAAAACUUAAACCGUGGUUUCUCUAUCUUCGGCUGCUUCUCACGGCAUUAUUUCGCCUUUCACCGAUUCCUCCACUCAUUGUGCUUCGAGGUGUCAAAUUAGAUUUGAGCCCACAAUUUCAAAAGGACGAAACGGUUGUAUGGUGGGGCUUUUCUUCAUGCACUACUUCGCUCGAACUUCUCCAAUCAGAAGAAUUUUUAGGUAAACAUGAUACAAGAACAAUGUUCUACAUUCAAUGCCAUUCAGCUAGAGACAUUCGCAAACAUUCGUUUUAUCAAUCUGAAGAUGAACUACUUUUACUCGCGGCUACUGAGUUCAAGGUGAAAGGCAUUCUUGAUCAAGGUCACGGUCUUCGCACUAUUCAGUUACAAGAAAUCCAAUCACCUGAACCAUUACUCAUUCCGCCUCCGCUUACUACCGACUCGACUUAUUCACCUUCGGAAAAAUUCCACAGCCUACAAACGAAUAACGAUGUGACUGUAUCCGAUGUCAAUCAAAUUCAACCUGCUACAAGUAAACCAGAAUGCAGCUCACUACAGCAAGCAGAUGUACCAAUGAAAAUUCCACCGAAGUCUGGUAUGUAUUGGCACAGAGAUGGAUGUGAUUGA
Molecule: messenger RNA, 936 nt
Organism: Rotaria sp. Silwood1
Lineage: Eukaryota; Metazoa; Rotifera; Eurotatoria; Philodinida; Philodinidae
Source: the annotation of a GenBank genome assembly